This is a messenger RNA of Cladocopium goreaui, 1914 nucleotides long. The record is from the annotation of a GenBank genome assembly. NCBI's taxonomy places the organism in Eukaryota, Dinophyceae, Suessiales, Symbiodiniaceae.
AUGGCGGAUCAGGAAGGAGUUGCUCAGCCGGCGGCACAGCCAGAGCUGCCAAUCGGCGAGCCGGAAGCCUUGCAGCCUGCAGCCCCGCUGGAGGAAGAGCAGGCCCAGCAUGUGGAGGACUUCUUGGCCCAGGAGCUUGAGGAGGCUGAUGUGCAGUCCUUGGCCCAGCGGUCCCAGCGGUCCCACUACCAAGAUCCCCUCGUGGAGGCCGCGUUUGACCACAACCAGCGGGCGCAGCGCGAGAUCGUGGAGAGCGUCAGCACUCUUCUGAGCCAGCAGCCCGCCAUGAGCGCAGAACUCCUGAUGCUGCGCCAGGAAGACAUCCAGAAGUUCUCCGUGACGAUGACCCAGGCUCCGGCUGGCUUCCGCCGCCGGUAUGACACAGGGGUCGACUUUAGCUGGGCUCUGGCCGGGUUCAACUUCGUGGUUGGCUCCUUUUACAGGGGCGGCAUCAGAACCCAUGAGUCGCAGUCAGAGAUCUGCGCCUACCUGAAGCUGACGGAUGGCGCCUUGGUCGACCAAGCCCGAGACCUACUUCGGAGGAUCCCGGUCCUGAGCUCCAUCCCCCGGAUUUGGGUCAGGGUCGCUGGUGCUGUCCAAGAGCUUCUUGAGCAGUUCACCGAAGCAGAGGCUGGUGCAGGUGGCGUGUUCAAUUGCCCCAUCCUCCUCUACCCCUGGAUGAUGAACGGAGCUGCGCGGGGGUACAACCUUCGUGAGCAACGGGACUGCGUGGGCAAAAAGCUGAAGCCGGCUGGCGCUGAUUGGGCUGGAUGGGCAUUGCCAAUGUCUGCAGAGGGCAACCUGUUGCACGUCGCCCUCUACUGCAGGGACGUCCUGAAGUUCGCUGAGGCCUUCUUGGAUCGGACCCAGAUUGGGGUGCAACGAGUGGCCCCUAGGUCCUUGGAUGCUUUGGCACAGGGGGAGGAAGGGGCGCUCAGUGUUGAGGAUGGCAACAGGAGGAUCUUGGGCCAAAGCUUCUUCCUGCGUGGGUUCGCCACAGUGCGCGAGAUGCAGGAGGCGACGGGGGUCCAAUAUGCUGUGACAUCUGGCCAGACAUUGCGGAACGAAGACCUGGCCAUGCUUCACCGCCUUGAUCGUGGAACCCUCCAAUUCUUCAACUAUGGCGCAGUUCCUGGCCCCGGUGCCCGCAGUGUGUGGGUUACUGCAGAAGGCGGCGGUUGGUUCUACGUUUUGACUUACAAGGAGGCACAGGUGGCACAGAGAUCACGCAGGGAAGUCACGGUGGUGUGGACCGGAGCUACUUCUGAAGAGUUUGAUUUGCUCUGGGAUGGCAUGGCAGUGGACCGUGCGAUGGUGGCUCGGCAUGCGAACAUCAACAAUGUCUUAGCCAUGAGGUUGACGCGCAUGGAUGAUGCUCGCGGGAGGCCGUUCAUGGUCCACUUGGCCCGAUGCAAUCGGUGGCCACGCGGCCUCGAUCUUGGCAUGAUGGACAGCGGCAACAGGGGCCCUGACUACUGCUUCAGCACUUUCAGGGAGAGUGGCAGCAUGGAUGAUGCUGUGACCGCUCAUCAGCGUCGUGGCAACCGUGGUGGUGGUGUCCGACCUGGUGGAUCUGGUGAUGGAGAUGGAUGGGGCCAACGUCAAGGACAAGCUCAGUGGGGCCAAGCUGCGCCUCAGGCACAGCAACAGUGGGGCCCAGCUCAGCCACAGACACAGUGGUGGCCACCUAGCACUGUGCAUUUUGGACAGUCAACUGUUCCACCUGCCAGUGCUGCUCCUGCUGCGCAGACCCCCACACAGGGCCAGCCACAGGGCCAGCCACAAGGCCAGCCACAGGCCGCACAGGGCCAGCCACAGGCCGCACAGGGCCAGCCAGCGCAGGCGCAGGCGAAGCCCGCUCCGCCACGCCCUCCCCAGAAUGAUGGCGGUUGGGAUUCCUGGAACUUGAACUGA